GGAUCAUUCUAGGGUUCUUUUAAAGAUGGGAGUGCUCUCUACAACGUUCUCUACCUUGGCUCACCUCAUCUACCAACAAUCUCGACUCAUCUCUUUUCGCCGGCAAGCUUGGGCUAACCUUACCUCAACGGAGACCGCCAUAGAUGCUCAAGUUUACAAGCCCUAGGUCAGGUUUAACGAACAUCAGAUCUUCUUUGUGAUCUGUCUCGCACAACAAGCCUCCUUGUGUUGAUCAGAAGUCACAGGGCUUGAUUCCGAGAGUUCAAUGACCAUUAGAUCUUAUUUCACCCCUCUCUCCGUGCAUUGUGUAAAUUCCUCUCUAAAUCCUCUCUUUGAUGUCGAUAUCUCUAUCUAGCCGAGAGAACAAAGGAGAAACAUAACUGAUUUUUUUUGUUGCCCCUUAUCGGAAAACACACACAAACACACUUUUUCUGUGUGCUUUCUCUUUCCUCAUUCCUAAGCCCUGACUUCGACUCGGAAUCCUACAUCUCCGAUCUACGAACCUUUGUCCCCUUUGAAACCCUAAGAUCAGACCGUCUUCUCAAAUUAGGGCUUGUGGUAUCGAUUCAAAACAUGUAUCCCACCGCAUCCAUCAUCCAUCAAAACAUCUAUAUCCCAAAACGAUUGUUUCUUCUUCAAAACCCAUUGAACGAGCGUGCGUAUGAAAAGUUAGAGAAAAACAUAUGGCAUGUAGAAGGUGAAGCAUAUUCAUCCAGUGGAUCGUGAUUUUUGGUCAAGAUAACUCCAUUUUCCUAUUAUAGGUCAACUGCAAUCCAUUAUAUGUCCUUCGCCUCUUCCCUUGUUCCCCCAAUUCCUUCCCUAUGCCACCUUCCUCUCUCUUCUUCCAGCGAUACCCCAAUUCCUUCAUCAGACUCAUCUCCGCUGCUUCACCAAGCGCCUCUCUAUUGCACUAAUCUUAUUGUUUUCUUAGAGUUGGCAAUUUGAAGUGUAUAAGGAAAUAAAAGCUGAUUGGUAAAGGGAUGCUUCAUCCCUACUUGUUGCUAUUGGUUCUCAUUUACCAGACCUUGUAAGUAGAUAGAAACAGUCAAAAAGAAUAUCAUCAUUCUUUCACAUCUAUCUUUGUUCCAAAAUGUAUGCACAAAACUCAACUCUUCAAGAAACUCAGCAGAAAGAGGCAUCCAUUAAAACAAUGGUUGACGACCCUGUAAAGUCAGAGCACACUCGAUGGAAUGCAAAGGUUUGCUUGUCAUAAAAAUGGGAAUACUUUCAAGGCAAUUGGAGGCUUGUGGGAAACCACAGAUGGCAAUGAUCCUUCAGUUGACAAAUCCACUCUUGUUCACACUGCUCUUAGGUAUGCCAAAGACCUCACAGGACUUGAUUUGAAAAAUUGCCAACAUUGGAAUCCUUUCCUCGAGAUUCAUUAUGACCGAGUUAAAAAAGAUGGAAUAUUUAGCCAUAAGGAGGUCACAGUACUCUAUGUUCCUGAUUUAUCAGAUUGUUUACCUUCAACAUAUGCAUGGAGGGAUCAAUGGCUUUCACACAAGAAAGCUAUUGUUGAGAGAGAGCAUCGAUAUGCUCUUAAAAGAGAGAUAGCUCGAGGAAAGAAGGAAGGAUUGAAAGAUAAGGAACCUGGGACACCCAAAGAUCUGAAGAAGGAUGCAAAAUUAGAAAAAGAGAAAGUGCCUGAAUCUGAUGAGUCAGCAUCAAAACUAAAAGAAAUGGCAAAAGAUAAAGUCAAAGAACCUGAAAACGUAGGAGUUCAUAUUAAUGCAGUAGAUAUAGAGAAGACAAAUGUGGUUGAGACACCUGGCGAAGGGAAUAACUCUGUAGAAAAGAAAACUGGUAGUGGAAAAAAGAAAAUUAUCAGAAAAGUUAUAAAAAAGAAGGUUGUUAAAAAAGAUAAAGCAGGAGACACAACCAAACAAACUGAUACAUUAUUAGAUUCCAAGAAUGUGGGAGAGACUUCUACAGAGACAGAGACUGCAGAUAAAGUGGUAGAUAAAUCAAAAGUAACUAUUGCGGAGGAACAAAGUGUUGCCCCUGAGCAGAAAAAAGAUGAAAAGAAAGGUAAAAUGGGUUCCAAAACGAAGGGUAUUAUUGUCCAGUCUGACAGUAAUGAAAAAUUGGAAACUGAGGAGAAGUUAAAGGAGGAGAAAGUGAAAAAAGAGAAGGAUGUUAAAGGUGAAACAAAGGGUAAAGAAGUAAAAGAUAGUAAAAAGGAUGAAGAGCUAGGUCAAAAUUGUUUAUUAUAUCUAAAAAGACCUAGUAAAUCCAUUGUUACCACACUUUCUAAUGUUGAAGAAAAAAAGAGAUUUGAAUUUCUGGAAGCAGUGAGCGGUAUGAUGGAUGCCCAUCUUCGUUACCUCAAACAGUGA
Messenger RNA from Lactuca saligna, 2336 nucleotides. NCBI's taxonomy places the organism in Eukaryota, Viridiplantae, Streptophyta, Magnoliopsida, Asterales, Asteraceae. The record is from the annotation of a GenBank genome assembly.